CCCACUUUCCCUCCUCCGCGCAGGUAUUCACUCGGGCUCCCCCCAAUCGCGCAACACUCAUUCCGGUCUAAAAAAUACCCUGCGAUACUCAGCACUCAAUCUUCUAUCUCCCCGUUAUAUUUUACCCCCGCGCAGAUGCGGCGCUCGACGCGCAUCUCGUCGCUCCCCCCGCCCGGCCAAUCCGCCUCUGCUGCGCGGUCACGUGCCGGGGUCCAAGCGGAGCUCCAGGCAUGCAUCCGCGGGCUCGAAAGCGCAUAUCUUGAGCAGCGAGACAAGCUCCGGGAGAAAUGGCGGGCCGUUGUGCGGGUCUCGUCGACGGCCGAGUGGUACGACGAGCCAUUCGGGGCCUGGGCGAUGGACAACAUCCACCUACACCUCCUCCGCGCGUCUCUCGAAGUCGAGUUUGUCGAUCUGUGGGAGGCGCCCGACACGAUGAAGAAGGCGCUCAACGGCCUCGCCUCCAGCCUGGGGCUGCCCUCGGCCUGGCACCUGUUCCUCCUGUUCGGCUCAGCCGCUGCCACGUCGGAGCGACUGCGAAAGAGCCUCCGCGCCCUCAAGAACCGGAUGGGCGAAGAAGACGCGUUGAUGGACCUGUAUCCCGCGAUACUGCGCGCGCGGAACAGGCGUCUCGGCCGCCUUGUCGAGGACGACAUGUCGGACACUCCCUUGUUUGCGCGGGCAUCAUGCGACAAGAAGGUCUUGAUCUCGCCCAACGAUGUUGACCGCGUCAAAGUUCAACAACGCACCCAAUCCGACCCAGGCCCACGAUCUGGCCCAGGCCCCCGAUCGGAUCCUGGCGAUGCCGUCUCACACGUGGACCGCACGAUUCUGAUGGCUACCGCCGAUGACGCCCGGGUGCGAGUGGCAGGCCCGUCUGUUAUCCCGACUUUGGAGACGCAUACCCUAGCCCAGCAUGUCAAAACCCCGCUCCACGGCGGCGACCCCCUCGUGUCCGAGCAAGCAGAAGGUGGCCAGGACGGGGAAGAUUAG
Phialemonium atrogriseum is the source of this 990-nucleotide messenger RNA. RefSeq lists its product as uncharacterized. The transcript is spliced from 2 exons. The record is from RefSeq and is a predicted model, not a curated record. Lineage: Eukaryota; Fungi; Ascomycota; Sordariomycetes; Cephalothecales; Cephalothecaceae. The annotation marks the transcript as partial.